This is a messenger RNA of Suillus clintonianus, 336 nucleotides long. RefSeq lists its product as uncharacterized. NCBI's taxonomy places the organism in Eukaryota, Fungi, Basidiomycota, Agaricomycetes, Boletales, Suillaceae. The record is from RefSeq and is a predicted model, not a curated record. The annotation marks the transcript as partial. The transcript is spliced from 2 exons.
UCAGGUUACCCCUCCUCUGGAAAAUUAAUCCGCGCAGCCCAAAUCCACGACUUUUUCUCAUCCCCAUCCCCAUCAUCAGCCUCGAGUCCCCAGAUCAAAGUAGAGGCCAUCUCAGACGAUGACCUAGCCGUCGACCGCGCAAAAUACAGCCCGCGCAACUCUCUUCACCUCUAUCACAAGAUACAUCGCCAGAAAUACGAUUCUCAAUUUCUCAUCGUAGAUGAGAUCAACUAUAUCAAGGGGUUCAGAUGCCAGCUGUAUUGCAAAUCGCGCGAGGCAGGCGUCAGGGUCUCCACGAUGGGUAAUAGGUUACGAUGUUGUCGCUCUCACAACUGA